This is a messenger RNA of Paramisgurnus dabryanus, 1606 nucleotides long. It is a transcript of the gene as3mt, whose product is annotated as arsenite methyltransferase. The record is from RefSeq and is a predicted model, not a curated record. Gene Ontology annotation, biological process: toxin metabolic process; arsonoacetate metabolic process. Gene Ontology annotation, cellular component: cytosol. NCBI's taxonomy places the organism in Eukaryota, Metazoa, Chordata, Actinopteri, Cypriniformes, Cobitidae. Gene Ontology annotation, molecular function: arsenite methyltransferase activity.
CGCUGAUUGGUUGAAGUUAACGCACUUCAAACCAACAGUGCUCCUCGUUGACUCGUUGUUGAGACACUCAGCCAGCCACAACGAAUAAUCAUGGCAGACACAUCAACAUCAGCCAGUAACGAAGCUUGCACAAGUGUCUAUAAUGUCGUUAAGGAGUAUUACGGAAAAACGGUGAAGCAUUCGUCUGAUCUGCAAAGCAAUGCCUGUUUUCCUUCCACCAAGCGUGUCCCUGAGCACAUAAGAAAAGUGCUAGAUGAGAUCCAUCCAGAUGUUAUAGCAAGGUUCUACGGUUGUGGUCUGGUGGUCCCUGAAUGUUUGGAGGGCUGCAGUGUGCUUGAUCUUGGUUGCGGGACUGGUCGAGACUGCUACAUGCUUAGCCAGAUUGUAGGAGAAAAGGGACACGUAACAGGCAUUGACAUGACAGAAAACCAACUUGAAGUGGCCCAGAAGUACAUUGACUAUCACAUGCAAAAAUUUGGUUAUAAAAAACCAAAUGUGAAUUUUGUUCAGGGUUACAUUGAGGCCUUGGCAGAAGCUGGUCUGAAGGAGAAAUCUUAUGAUAUUAUAAUAUCAAACUGUGUGGUGAACCUGUCACCAGAUAAGGCCAGUGUCCUGAGGGAGGCUUACCGUGUUUUAAAGGAUGGAGGGGAAUUGUUCUUCAGUGAUGUUUAUAGUGAUACUAGAAUCCCAGAAGACCUAAAAACCAACAAAGUAUUAUGGGGUGAGUGUCUCAGUGGAGCCCUUUUUUGGGAAGACCUGAUGCGACUGGCUGAAGAAGUUGGGUUUUGCAAACCACGACUUGUUACUGCCAACAAAAUAACCAUUGGCAAUAAGGAACUUGAGAAGCUUCUUGGUGACUGCAAAUUUGUGUCAGCCACAUAUCGACUCUUCAAGUUACCAAAAUGUUCAAAGAAGGAUCCCUGUCUGGCCAUGUACAAUGGAAAUAUUACGGGUGUGGAAGAAUGCUUUGAAUUUGAUGUCCAAUAUACCUUCAAGGCAAAUACAGUAAUGGAAGUGGAUGGUGAUGUUGCAAGUAUUCUGAGCAACUCCAGAUUUUUGGAAGAAUUCACAUUGCAACCACACGGGGGGAACGUCUCUGCCUCUAAAGGCUGCAAUGCCAAACCCAAGACGGUGUCUAAUAAUCCCUUUGAGCUGGUCAAGCAGCUGGGAAGUGCGGGUAUAAAUCCAUCCACUGGAGGUUGCUGUGCAGGCCAGGAAACAUGCUGCAAGUGACUGCAAUAGUUUUAAAUUGAAAGAAAGUAUUAAUUUUGUUUUAAAGCUUUUUUGACACUAAAAAUUAAUAUUUGUUAUUGUUAAUUGCAAAAAAAUAUUGCUUGAUUGUAAAUAAAAAUAUUACCAUUAAAUUCAAGAUCACAUGAAUAUAAUGUAAUAUUAUAUCAGUGUAAUAUACAUGUAAAUAUUAUGCAAUUAUAGUAUAUUUACAGAAUAAAAUUUUAUCAUGGAUUGUAAAAGUACAGAAAUCAGUAAUUAUUCAGUGUUUUCUGUAGAAUUGAAUUAUACAUUCGCAGCAUUUAAAAGGUUAAUUGUGUUCAUACACUAAAAUCAUUUACCUCGUUUUGCAAAAAAAAUGCUCAUUUAUAAAUUA